AACUAUAUUGGGGAGGAAAAAUUAUAUACGCUGCAGGCUCAAUUUUUUACGAUCCACCUAUGCCCAAAAAAGUUCUCUUCUUGACAGAAAUGGUGGGAUACGAUGAAUUAUUAGACAGAGUAUACAAUAUCAUGGGUUUAGAUCGAAAUAGGCAAAGGAUAAAUUUGAUAUUUCGAAAUUGCCCCCAACCUGGUAUUUUUGGUGCGAUGCCUUUGGUUGAUGAUAAUGGAGUGGCUGGUAUGUACUACCUAAAAUCUGGUAGUCGACAACCCACUGAAAUUUAUGUUAAAGUUGAGGAGAUUUCGAAUUAUUGUGGCCAUGAUAGUCAAACAUUUGAAAUUGGAAGUGGGAUUCAGGCCGAACCACCUUACCAUUUAUUCGACCCUACAAAUCUCCACCAUAGUCAGCUUACUCAAGUAGAGGCGGUCGAUGAUCUCCCGUCCCGAACAGGACGCCGAAAAGGCAAUAUGCGCUGCAGAGAAAUUGACCGUCCAACCACCAGUAGUCGGCCAAGUAUGCAUAAGUCAACAAUUAUGGCUCAUGCUGCGGAUAUCCCGACUUCCUCAAUGUUAGACCCUCUUCCGUAUACCGACAUUGAUUUAGUUGAUGUCGAAAUUGGUUCCGAGCCAGAGCCGGAUGAUGACAAUUCUGGUAGUGACGACGACCAAGAUGAUGUUUAUCCGGUUCAUUCUAUCCAAGCACGGGAUCAGACGACAUUUGCUGAACCUUUUCUAGGAAGUGAAGGUCCCAGUUUGCGAUAUGAAGCAGGAGUUGAUGCUAUACUGCAAUUCGACCCGCUCGAUACUAGAGAGGCCGAAAAGCUAAAGUUCUGGAGUGAGCGCACGAAAGAAUUGGAGUUGGGCCAACUGUUCGAGACGAAAGAACAUAUAAAGCGAGCAGUUAAAUUGUGGUCCAUAAAGGAGAACAGAGAGUUCAAAGUUCGGGCUAGCACACCUACAACUUGGUUUGUGCGUUGUAGAGCCCGAAACUCCACACCUCCGUGCAAUUGGCAACUUCGUGCAACUCUCCGUGCCUCUCACAAAAUGUGGAUGAUCGUGUCACUUACACCUGGGCAUACAUGUGUCCGUGUGUGCAAUACCAAUGACCAUCGGGGGUUGAGUGCCGAUCUAAUUGCCCAACAUAUUAUUCCCCACAUUUUGAAUGGUCCGCUGUACAAAGUGAAGGAAAUUCAGACUUCUGUGAAAAAGGAGUUUCACGUCGAUGUGACGUACAAAAAGGCUUGGUACGCCAGACGUCGGGCCAUUGACAUUGUUUAUGGUGAUUGGCCGACAUCUAUUUCACAACUCCCAACAUACGUAGAUGAACUACAAUUGUCCAAUCCUGGGACGGUUGUAGUUUGGGACCAUCAUCCAUUGAGUACAGUAUCGCAGACGAUUUUUGACUAUAUAUUUUGGGCAUUUGCUCCUGCUAUCCAAGCAUUCCGUCACCUGAAACCGGUCAUUUGUGUGGACGGAACAUUCUUAAAGGGGCCAUAUCGAGGGAAAUUGCUAGUGGCGAUUGGGUUUGAUGCCUGUAACCAUUUAUUCCCUCUAGCAUUUGCACUUGUUGAUGAGGAGAACAAUCGAAGUUGGAGUUGGUUCAUGAGAUUGUUGCGCAUUCACGUAUGUCGAGAUGUACAAAAUGUAUGCGUAAUUUCAGACCGACACCACGGGAUUAUCCACGCCAUGCGGUGUCUAGAGGAGUGGAAAGAGCCGUUGGGGGUCCAUCGAUUCUGCUUGGUUCACAUUCGCAGUAAUUUCACUCAGAAAUUUAGGAAUGAAAGGUUAAAGAGUCUCAUGUGGGGUGCCGGAAAGGCAAAUCAGACUCGCAAAUACGAGGAUUAUAUGAGUGUCAUCUUUAGUAUUUCACCCGAGGCAUAUGCCUGGCUAACUGGUGGAUCCGUUAGACCGGAGCAGUGGGCCUUAUGUAAGGAUGGAGGGUAUCGUUGGGGUCAUGCAACAACAAACAUGGCGGAGUGCUUCAAUAACUUGCUGCGAGAAAGUCGCUUCCUUCCAAUCACUGCCUUGAUCCGAUACACCUUCAACCAAACAGUGGAUUUGUUUGUGAAAAAUCACAAGAUGGCCUGGGAUCAGGUGUAUCACUUGCCACUGUAUGGCUGGGAAAAAUAUGUUGCAAAUGAGCAAAAGGGUAGGGCGCACUCGGUGCAGGUGUUCGAUCAUAGGCGGGGAAUUUACUGCAUAACCACUGCAUAUCGCCAAGCUCAUAUAGGUGGUCAUGCUCAAACCGUUGACAUUGGAAAUCGCACGUGUACAUGUGGAAAAUGGAGAGAACUCAGAUUUCCAUGUUCGCAUGCGAUUGCAGCAUAUUUUAGGUCAGGUCUUAAUCCGAUGUCACUUGUCGGGCCGGAGUACACAUUUGAGGCUUAUCAAGCCACAUAUGAGAGUCCUUUCAACCCGUUAAGAGACCCGAAAUAUUGGCCUGUAGCAGAGUUGAAACUAAGCCUCCUAACUGAUCGUUUGAAGCAAAAAGCACCUGGACCAUUGAAGACCAGUAGAAUAAGGAAUGAAAUGGAUCGAAAAUGCCCUGAUGCACCGCGUCGCUGUACUAAUUGCUUACAACCCGGGCACACUGCUCCUAAUUGUCCAUUUAGUGGUUAUUUUUAUAAAUAACCACUGUAUCAAAUGUUGUUGUCCGUUCCCUUUUGAAAAGACAUGUACAUGUGCCUAUGCUUUGUUAACUAUAUAAUGCUAAAUUUGCGCGU
Molecule: messenger RNA, 2722 nt
Organism: Coffea arabica (coffee)
Lineage: Eukaryota; Viridiplantae; Streptophyta; Magnoliopsida; Gentianales; Rubiaceae
Molecular function (GO): nucleic acid binding; zinc ion binding
Source: RefSeq, a predicted model, not a curated record